AUGGCGCGCAGCCGUACUCGCAGCCCCGAGUCGACUCGUCGUCUUGCUCAUCGCCUUCGCGCUAUCAAGCCAUCCAAGUCCAACCAACAGCAUCCCCAUCACGAACGUCGGCGGACUGCCGGACGCCGUCCGCCGGGACACAACUUCGCCGAGGAGUGGCCGACGGGCCCGGCGACGCGGGCGAUCCUGACCGGCUUCGACGCCGGCCUCUCGGCGCGUGGCCUCGCCGACGAGUUGGAGCGCUUGGCAGGCACCGUCUGGCGCUGCAGGAUCAAGACUUCCGUCACGCCGCCCGAGUCCUACCCGGACUUCCAGCUCUCAGUCCACGCCGCCGCCGCCGCCGCCGUGUUCCACCAGGACGAGCCGCCGCGGGACGGUCGCGUGGCCCCUCAUGCCUUCGUCCACUUCGAGCACCGCAAUGCCGCGGACCGCGCUGGCGACUUCUUCACGACGCGCAUCCUCGCGCAGAGCAGACACCUGCUACAUGGCCAUGCGGCGCGCCGGCGGGAUGGUGUCACCGACGCCGCCAAACCGAUGCUCUUCCCCGACUCGCGCAUCGAGAUCGGCGACGUCGUGGCGCCGGACACCUUCCUCGUCGCGUGGCGCGGGACCGACGACAGCGCCUCGGCGCUCGACUUCGUGGUCGACCCGUCCGGCGGCAGCUGCCGGCUGCUGUUCGCCCGCUACACCGCCUUCACGUGCCCCGACAGGCGCCGGCCCGCGGCGCUGCUGUGCUGCGACGUGAAGCUCGAGUUCGCGCUCGCCCACGUCGCCGAGGCCCUGGCGUUCCAGGCCGACGACUCGCUGGUCCUGCGGCUCUCCGCCGCGCCCCUCGUGUACUACCGCACGUCGGGCGACGACGUCCACGGCCGCGUGCCCUUCCAACUCGUCGACGCCGACGACGACCCGUGGAUACGGACCACCGACGUGACCCGGAGCGGCGCCAUCGGCCGGUGCUUGGCGUACAGGGUCUCCUUCGCGGUGCAGUUCUGGCCGACGAUGAGGGUCGCGCUGGAGUGCAUGCAGAGGCAGGGGGUCCCCGUCCACGUACGCGACAGACGGUGCCAGGGUUUCACCGUGCUCGAGGAGGCAGGCUUGGUGCAGCCGAUGCGGGACGCGUUCUUCUCCCCGCGGCACGACGACGACGCAGGGGCAGGGCUACGGUUCCCGGAGCUGUACUUGGUCAACGUGCUGAUGCACAACGGGGUAGUCAAUCCGCACCAGAUGACACCGGAGUUCUUCGGUUUGCUGAUGAGGACACGCGAAGAUGUGAACGUUGCUGCGCUGACGGAACUGUUCGGUGCAAAGCUUGGAGUCUGUGAUAAUCCAUGCUGGAGGUUGAAGAACGCGCAGGACAAGGCUGCCAAGAAUCUCGAUCUUGUCUGUCGCAGCAGCAGCAGCAGAAGAAAGGCUAGUGAUUGCGAUGCUGAGGUGCGAAGGCUGAUCGUCACUCCAACCAGGGAAUACUGUAUGCCGCCUCAAGUGGAGCGCUCCAACCGCGUCAUCCGGCAUUACCACGAGCUGUCAGAUCGCUUCUUGAGGGUUACUUUUACGGACGAGGGUAUGCUGCCGCUGAACCCUAACGCGCUGACCCUCCGUGCGGUGCCCUCGACGUCGACGCCCAGCACGUCCCGGCAGAUGACAAGCGUCUACAGGCGUGUCCAGACGGCCCUGACGGAGGGGCUCAUCAUGUGUGGCAGGAGGUACUCGUUCCUCGCGUUCUCAGCCAGCCAGCUGAAGCAGAAGUCGGCCUGGUUCUUCGCGGAGGACGGAGCGACAACGGUGGCAGGCAUAAAGGAGUGGAUGGGGCAGUUCCCGAUCAGGAACCCCGCGAAGCACGCCGCUCGGAUGGGGCUGUGCUUCACGUCUUCGUAUGCGACGGUGACGAUGCAGCCCGGCGAGGUGGACGAGGACCUCGAGGACGUUACGCGCAACGGGUACAACUUCUCCGACGGGAUCGGGGUGAUCACGGAGGACCUCGCGCUGGAGGUCGCCGAGAUGCUGCCGCUGGCGGACAGGUUCGCCCCGUCCGCGUACCAGAUCAGGUACGCGGGGUUCAAGGGCGUCGUGGCUGUCUCGCCGCCGGGGCCGGGACAAGAAGACCGUGGGACGCGGAGGAUGUCGCUUCGGCCCAGCAUGAGGAAGUUCGAGUCCACGCACAACGUGCUGGAAGUGGUGUCCUGGACCAAGUUCCAGCCAGCGUUCUUGAACCGCCAGAUCAUAACGCUGCUCACCACCCUGGGCGUUCCCGACGACUCCUUCUGGCAGCUGCAGGAAGCGAUGCUAGGCAAGCUCAGGCGGGUUUUGUCGGACAGCGAUGUGGCGUACGAGGUCGUGACCAACUCUUGCCCUGAGCAAGGAAGCACCGCAGGGCUGAUGCUGGGCGCUGGCUUCGCUCCUGCGACUGAGCCACACCUGAGAGCGAUGCUACUGGCCAUCUGCACCUCGCAGAUGCAGGGCCUUCUGAACAAAACGUGGAUCUUUGUGCCCAAGGGAAGGUGGCUGAUGGGCUGUCUCGACGAGUUUGGGAUCCUUGAACAGGGGCAGUGCUUUCUCCGGGUCUCGACGCCAUCACUCGGCAGCCGCUGCGUGAACCGUUCUCCGAUAUUUCCCUCGGAAUAUAAGGGCGAUGCCAAUGCACAGGUGAUUACUGGUACGGUUGUGAUGGCGAAGAACCCAUGCCUUCAUCCAGGGGACGUUCGUAUCCUUGAAGCUGUGGAUGUCCCUGAUCUGUAUCACCUUGUCGACUGCUUCGUCUUCCCCAAGAAAGGUGAGAGGCCACACGCCGACGAAGCUUCCGGGAGCGACCUCGACGGCGACGUCUACUUCGUGACGUGGGACGAGAGCCUUGUACCUCCUGGGAGGAAGAGCUGCACCCCGAUGGACUACUCCCCGGCUAAAACAAAGCAACUUCCACACGACGUACACCAACAAGAUACCAUUGAUUUCUACUUGGAGAGCAUGGUAUACGACAACCUUGGUCGAAUAUGCAACGCCCAUGCUGCUCAUGCUGAUCGGAGCGACGACGGAGCUAUGGAUCCCAAGUGCAUUGAGUUAGCUCGGCUCGCAUCUAUCGCCGUGGACUCCGCCAAGACCGGGGAAAUUGUGAGAAUGCCACCAGCCCUUUCACCAAAAGAGUACCCCGACUUCAUGGGGAAGGAGGACGCCAUCUCUUACAGAUCCGAAAAGAUCCUUGGAAGGCUCUAUCGGUCAGUCCUAGGGGAAAAUGACGGCGAUUUUCUGUCACGAGGCGCAUGCAUUUCAGAUGAGAUUCGAUAUGACGCCGAUCUAGAAGUCCCUGGCGCCUCAGACUUUCUUCAGGAUGCUUGGCGAUGCAGGUGCCUGUACGAAGCUCGGCUGAAUGCCCUGCUCGAUCAAUACAAUGUGCGCAGUGAGGCUGAGCUCGUGACAGGGGAGAUAUGGUCACUUGCCGGAUGCAGCAAGAAGUAUCAGCAUCAAUUAAAAGAGAGGAUCAACUAUGCGUACUCCAAAGUCCACCAAGAGUUCCGGAUCAUCUUUGAGAGCAUUGGUGCCUCUACUGACAACAAAAACCUGGCGUAUGAGAUGAAGGCGUCCGCGUGGUACCAAGUAACGUAUCACCCUGAAAUCAUCCGAUCAAGGGAGCCUGGUGAUGAGGAUGCACCUACGAGACUUAGCUUUGCAUGGAUCGCAGUUGAUUACUUGGCACAAAUAAAGAUGAAGCGCCACGUAGACUAGGAGAACCUUGAAAGCAGCAAUGCAUUGGCUUGAUACAUACUACUGUAUAUUUAAAGCACCACCACUACCAUUUUGA
Molecule: messenger RNA, 3793 nt
Organism: Zea mays
Lineage: Eukaryota; Viridiplantae; Streptophyta; Magnoliopsida; Poales; Poaceae
Product: probable RNA-dependent RNA polymerase SHL2
Exons: 2
Coding region: 1-3717 (1238 amino acids)
Biological process (GO): siRNA processing
Cellular component (GO): nuclear RNA-directed RNA polymerase complex
Molecular function (GO): RNA-directed RNA polymerase activity
Source: RefSeq, a predicted model, not a curated record